AUGGCUAUUCUCCCAAACAUUUUUUUUCUUCUGUGCUCUGUGAGAAAAAAUCAGUACGAGUUGGGAGCAACAUAAGUGUGAGUAAAUGAUGACAGGAUUUUCAUUUUCAGAGGUGACUCUAUAAUUGUCCCAAGCUACUGAUUAACAACAGUAUGUAAAUAUCUAGAAAUAAACCCCUUAAGGGUAAUAAAGGUCUUAAACUCCCUGUCACAGUUUAUACUGUGCUAAUGACCCGCUGACUGUAAAUACUGUAAAUGUUUAUUCAUCUCAUUUUCCAGUUCCAGCAGCUUCCUCUUCUCCAGCCAGCUUUGUCUUUCUGUUCUGUCAUGUGCAGUUGCUGAUUUCGAAGCCACUUUAAGUCGCUCCCUGCAGUAAUGAAUAUGCAUGCUUCAUUAUCUCGCAUGGCUUCAACCCUGCGUAUAGAAUGCAUACAGAAAUCAACCAUUUAGCUCUCUGUCGAAAUACCAUUUGCAAUACGUUUUUCCUGUUAAGGCCAUCAAUUUGUAUGGUAUGUAACCAAUUACACAACCUGGUUUAUACACAUACAGCUCUUCUCUUUCGGUGCUUAUCUGUGUGCGAGUGUUUUUUGUAGGCGAAGACUAGGUUACGCGGUUUUUAUCCCCUGCAGCUUGUGUGGUUCAUAGUUGUCCUCACGGGGUUCAUGACACAGAGUGAAUGUAUGGGUCUGUACUCUUCCUGAGGGCAGCAAGCUUGCAUAACCGGUCUACCUCUCUCUGCUCAACUCAUUCCUGCCCCUGUUCUCAAACCUGGAGAGAGAUUUUUCAACGUGGGAGCGGAACGAGACAGCAUUCCAGUUUUCAAGAAGAUCUUAACGCUUAAUGGUUUAAAGUGCACGCUGAUCUCGGUUUGCACUUCGCGGCACUCUUCUUUCACUUUCCUUCCUUAACGGGUAGUUUUACGCAGCCUACGGUGUCACGUCGUUCUCCUAGAGUGUCACUUUUUUAGAGGGUUACGGAUCAUUUGCCGUAAGCUUCACACAAGAGAGAAUGUUUACUUUGGUAUCUGGAUGUAGAUUUUUGGUAUUGAGUGACUCAGAUGGGCGGCCGAGUGUCGGUAAUCUGUACUAAUCCUCUAUGAAAAAGACGGCUUACCGCGGUAAAUUCUGCUCAGCCAGCAAACUCACCCCACAUGCUGGUAGAAAGACACGGCCGGGCAUCAGAGAGCGUUUCACUAAAUCUGUUAUGAGCUUCUAGAUAUCGAUACGGAGGUGGAAAAGACCCAGGUUAAUGAGCUCAGCAAACUUUGGCUUUUUGUAUUUCUGUUAUGGCUUCUAACUGUGGGCGUUUGUGCUUUGUGUUGCGAGCUGUUUUGUGGUCUGGCGUGUUGUUUUGUGCUCUGCCGCUCCUGCUGUUUGUUUCUACCACCUACUUAUCAGUUCUUAAAUUAUACAGACAAUUUCCCAGUAUAUGUCCUAAACAGGAAAAGCCUAAUAGGUGUUGGUUCAGGUGACCAGUCAUUGUCCUUUAUUUGCUGAACUAUGUCCUUCUUCUGUUCCCAUUGGUGGGCUUCCUGCCUGUGAUGAGUGACUGACAGUCCAGAAAGGCUCUGAGACACAUUCAGCAUCACCCAUAAAUAGGCUACACACACAGGGAUGCGCUCCUACAUUUACAAACAGAGCUCUGUGAUUGGCUCGCAGGCGGAGCACACUGGGAUGAGGACGUACUAUUUCAGUGCGGACACACAGGAGGACAUGAAUGGCUGGGUCAGGGCCAUGAACCAGGCUGCAUUGAUGCAGACCCAUACAGUGAAGAGAAACGAGUCGGAUCUUCCAGACCCAGUGAACAUUUCUGAGAAACUCAAGCAGCAGGCUGUCCCUCAGACCAACCACAUCAACAGCUACGUGAUUCCAGAGCCGGAGGUCAUCCAAAGUGAAGCGCUGCUGGAGGAGAAGCAGGAAGGACUUGUCGGAGAAGCGGAGAUUCAGUUUGCUCCGAGAGAGAUGGAGCCGGCGAGGGGUAAAUCUCCAGCGAGCAGGAUCGUGGAGGUGGAGGUUUUAGCUCCAGGGUCGACACCAGCAUCCCAGGCCCCGUCUCGAGCUCCUUCGAGGGCCGUCUCGACCCCGCCAGUGCUGAGGAACGGUACACCCAUAGAGCAGAACGGCAUGCCCGGGUAUCAGAGGGGGCCUACGCCGUCUUCUCAAACUCCUAUACAGGUACAGAGGAGGAGUGCACUGGAGAAGGUGGAGAACUGGGUCAAAGUACAGAAGGAAGAACGCCAGGGGUUUGUUUCUGCGGAUGGCACAAUCCCACGUCGGACCCCUUCCAUUCACCCGAAGUACGGCGCGAUAGACAAGUACCAGUCUUUACCAAAGUCCGUGCGGCAAAGCCCCCCAACCGCUCACUGUCAGUUGUCCAGUGAAUACAAAUAUUCCCAUGACCGGCUAAAUCACUUCCAGAUGAGCCACAGUCACAGCCAGCGACCCGUGACGCACGACAACACCGUGUGGCAGCUCUACGAAUGGCAACAGAGACAGCAGUAUCGCCACGGCAGCCCCACGGCCCCCGUUUACACGCCGGCUCCUGACUACUCCACCGCCAUCUCCUCCACCAGAGUCAACUCAGACGUCGCUCGCUCCAUCUCCGUGCCUCCGACCUUGUCAGACAUCCCUCCACCCGGGCCUCCUGGACCCAGACUGCUGUCUCCACGCAGACCCCACACUCCUGCAGAACGGGUUACGGUCAAACCUCUGGAGGACAGGCCCACGGUGGAGGUGCCACCGUCAAACUCUCCUCACCGUCUACGCCCCUAUAAGUCGGCCACAAUAGAAAGACGCUCAGUGCCUCCAUCCGGCUACAUCACACAUACUGUCAGUGCGCCCAGCCUGCACGGAAAAACACCGGAGGAGCUCACCCUUCUCCUCAUCCAGUUACGGAGACACCAGGCCAUGAUGGCAGGUGUGCGCAACAAUGCGCUGGCCCACCUCCAGCAGUUGUCUCGGGUGAAGGCUGAUGACACAUACAUGGACUUGAAGAAGGACCUGGAUUAUUUAGAUCUGAAGAUGAAAAGUUUAGAGCCGUUGAUCCUCAUGGUUCACAGUGUGUUACAAACCUGCACUGCGGGGGGUUUGAGACCACUCUGGAACGUGAGUGGGACAGAGACACUGAAAGGACGGCCGGCAAAGCCAGUGAAGGUGGCGGAAAGUGAUGUAGACGUGACACUGAGUCGAUUGUGUGAACAAGAUAAAAUACUCCAAGAGCUUGAGUUCAGACUCAGUGGGCUUAAGGAUGAUAAGGACAAGCUUGAGUCUGUUCUGGAUGUGUCCCACCAGCAGAUGGAGCAGUACAAGGACCAGCCGGCUCACGCUGAGAAGAUCGCUUACCAGCAGCGACUUCUUCAAGAGGACCUGGUGCAUAUUCGAGCUGACAUUUCUAGAGUUUCAACGGAGAUGGAGAGAGCGUGGGAGGACUACAGCAGGCUGGAGCAGUCCGUGGAACAGCUGAGGGACGUCCUGCAGACUCAGAUGAAUCUCUGCACAUCCCCUCAGGAGAAAAAUCAGUUGAGGCGGGAGCUCUGGAGGAUAGAGGACGUGAUGACUGGACUCAGCUCAUCCAAAGAAACCUUCAAAAUCACCAUAGACUCAGUGAAGAACCCAGAGAGGAAACUUGUGCCUUCAGUGAUCGAGUCGACAGUGCCUUCUCGAUGCAUGACCCCAUCCGCGUUCGAGGUUCGGUCACCCCAACGCAGUCUUACCUCCAGUCCGUUAUCACUGCCCAUGUACAACGAAGAUCUUCAGCAUCCUCACUCUGUGCCAAAAUGGGAAGAGGAUGAUGCUCCACCCAGACCACCUUUGCCCCUCCUCUAUGAUGAGGACACACCCCCUGUUGUCCCGCCCCUACCUAAAGAAACAUCGGUCAUCAGACACACUUCUGUCCGUGGCCUCAAACGACAAUCUGACGAGAGGAAACGUGACAGAGAAAGCAGCUACGUGAAUGGAGAUUGCAGGGUGGAACUGCGGUCCUACCUGAGCGAACCAGAGCUUCCUGGAGCAGGAACAGAUCAAGUAGACCCAGGCUACCUGACUCUUCAAAGAAGAGGUCUCUCAGGCUCCUCAUCCAGAAUAAACCAGUAUGGUCUGACUUCCUGUUCACUGAGAGGAUAUUCAGCGUUAUCGACAACAGAGAGACCAAAGAGUGCCUUGGAGCGGCUGUGCUCGGGAGACUCCCAGCCCGAUCACCCGCCUCAGAGAGGGAGGAUGAGCGUGGAGGAGCAGCUGGAGAGAAUGAAAAGGCACCAGAAAGCUCUAGUGCGCGAGCGCAAACGUAACUUGAGUCAGGGUGAGCGACAGCCCGUGGGCUCCCGCGCCUCCACUCGACCCGUCGGCUCUGACCCAGGAUCAGGAUGGGAAAAAGUCAUUGAUUUGCACCGACCAAAACAGGCCUUGCAUGACAAAUCACAGCGGCUGGGAUCAGAUGAAUGGCUGGCUGUUGAAGCCCGGCCAAUGAACGCACAGGAGCUGGAGCCGGAGCUGGAGGCUGUGGACUUUGAGUUCGAUCUCAACCGAGAGAUGAACUCAGCGUAUUGUUGUCAGCUGUGUACGCCACAGAAGGUGUCCAUCCCGGAGAGACUCAUGGAUGCGGAGUCAGAUGACGAAGACCUGAGUCCGGAAGAGAAGGAGACUCGUUCUCGCACCGUAGCAAAGAUAAAAAACCUACUGUCCAAGUCAAGUGUGAAGUCUAUCGGUGCAGAGCAGGUAGAUUUGGGCGAGCUGGAUGAAGAGCUGCAGCAGCAGGAGAGGAUCAUGGGCAUUCAUCGAGCUCUCGCCACAGAGGCCUCCGUCAAGAGGAAGCAGGUCACAGCCAAAGCCAUGUCCAAGUGCUAGAAAACGUUGAGAAGCUUUCGUGGGAACCCAAAGAUCAAUUGUUUUGUUGUUGUUUUUUUAUAAAUAAGCCUUCAAUCAUUCAGGUUCUCUUUUGUUUAGAACUUUUUAUAUGUGAGGUUGCGUCUAUUAAUUUUACUGACGAGCACUUUGAAAGUUAAACUUUCAGUAUUAUAAUUCUUAAUUAUAACUGUUUCAAUUUUCAUAACGUUUUGCACCAUGUAAUCAUGAUUUAAGGUACGUAUUCUUUUGCAGUGUUGUGUAUCGUGUAUAAAAAAAUUGCAUUUAAUUUCAGCAAAACUGAAAACUGUCAUCUUCAUAUUAUUAGACUGAUUUUCACGCAUUGACAAGACAACAGACCUAAAGCUGUAAAUAAAGUGUUUGCACAAAGUUGUUACAUAUAAAA
This is a messenger RNA of Puntigrus tetrazona (Sumatra barb), 5243 nucleotides long. It is a transcript of the gene plekha7a, whose product is annotated as pleckstrin homology domain containing, family A member 7a. Gene Ontology annotation, molecular function: protein binding. The transcript is spliced from 22 exons. Bases 1613 to 4840 code for a protein of 1075 amino acids. The record is from RefSeq and is a predicted model, not a curated record. Lineage: Eukaryota; Metazoa; Chordata; Actinopteri; Cypriniformes; Cyprinidae.